Messenger RNA from Candidula unifasciata, 1248 nucleotides. The record is from the annotation of a GenBank genome assembly. Lineage: Eukaryota; Metazoa; Mollusca; Gastropoda; Stylommatophora; Geomitridae.
AUGUCAUCAGCGGAAGUUGAAAGGUCGCCUGCCCAGGCCCUGCACAAUGCCUUCCGAGCCCUGAAUCUGGCAGGUCAUGUGGGAUUUGACAGCCUUCCUGAUCAGCUCGUCAACAAGUCUGUGUCCCAGGGGUUUUGUUUCAACAUUCUCUGUGUUGGUGAAACUGGCAUUGGUAAAUCCACAAUGAUGGACACACUUUUCAACACCAAUUUUGACUCUACACCGAGCACUCAUGAUCUGCCUGGCGUGAAGCUCAAAGCUCAUACCUAUGAACUGAGGGAGAAGAAUGUCCUGCUAAAACUGACUCUGGUGGACUCUGUGGGGUUUGGGGAUCAGAUUAACAAAGAUGAUAGCUGGAAGCCCAUAGUGGACUACAUUGAUGCUCAGUUCGAUGCUUACCUGCAUGAAGAGCUGAAGAUCAAGAGAAUGCUUCACACCUACCAUGACACCCGAGUUCAUGCGUGCCUGUAUUUCAUUGCUCCAACUGGCCACUCGUUGAAGGCCCUGGACCUGAUGACCAUGAAACAGAUGGACACAAAGGUCAACAUCAUCCCAGUGAUUGCCAAAGCCGACACCAUCACCAAGACUGAGCUGACCAAGUUUAAAGCAAAGUUGAUGUCUGAGCUGUUGUCUAAUGGAGUCCACAUUUACCAGUUCCCUACAGAUGAUGAGACUAUCUCUGAGACCAAUGCAUCAAUGAAUCAACAUCUCCCUUUUGCUGUGGUCGGUAGUAAUGAUGAGGUCAAGGUUGGAAACAAGAUGAUCAAAGCCAGGCAGUAUCCAUGGGGAACAGUUCAAGUGGAAAAUGAGAACCACUGUGAUUUUGUGAAACUGCGAGAAAUGCUGAUACGGACCAACAUGGAGGACCUGAGAGAGGUGACCCACUCUGUUCAUUUUGAGAGGUAUCGCCGCAGCAAGCUGGAGGAAAUGGGGUUCUCCGAUUCGGAGACUAAAAGCUUGUCGGAGACUUAUGAACAGAAGCGCCAGGAGCAUAUCACCAACCUGCAGAAGAAGGAAGAUGAAAUGAGGCAGAUGUUUGUAAUCCGUGUCAAGGAGAAGGAGUCUGAGCUGAAAGAGGCAGAAAAGGAGCUUCACAAUCGGUUUGAUGCCCUGAAGAAACAGCAUGCCGAUGAAAAACAAAAGCUGGAAGAGAGCAAGAAACGCCUGGAGGAUGAAAUGAACCUGUUUGCUCAGCAGAAGGCGCAGGUUCAAAGCCACACCUCCACCAUGACUAAAAAGAAGAAGUAA